CCCGCCAGUCCAUGUCGCCGCCCCGACCAGUCACCACCGCUGCGCCGACGUGACCACACGCGCGGCCUCAUGCAGCGCUCCAUUGAAGAAAUUAAAAGAAGAUUAUUGACGUGCACAGACCAAGAUUAUAAUGUCACAGAUAUGGCAGCCUGCCUGGACCUCAUCAGCAAGCUGGAGAGGACACCUAUUACAAAGGAGGUCCUGGAGGUGAGGAUUUUAUUAAGCUGCUUUUUUCUUGAGCAAAUAUUUUAUUCAUGGUCCACCCGACUAGGACGUCAUAUCAACAAUAUUCGUCGAAAGACAAACCAUCAAGAGCUUUAUCGGCGUUCCAAGGAUCUAGUGCGCAAGUGGCGUAAAGAAGUGCUGGCAGAUGGAGUAAAUGGGGCAGCUGGGCCAGGACCUGGACCUGGCGGGACGGGGUCUGGUGGGUUGGGUGCAAAAGGGGCAGGUAAUGGGCAUCCUCCAACCUCACCAUCUUCCUUACCGUCCAGUGGCAACACAAGUCCAGGAAUGUCUGCCCCCACCACUCCCUCCACCUUGGUCCAAAGGACUCGCACAGCUUCCCCUACCCUAACCACUGCCCACUCAUCCCGCCCACUUAAGCCCACAUCUCCUGCCUUACCUCGGGGACGUGUAUUGAGUCCAGGGAUGUGCCCUGCUCUGGUGGCUGUUUCACCAACUAUAACACCCCCUUUAGCAACACAUGCUCGCCCACGGUCCCGCCCUCAUUCUCCUUCAGUCAAUCUCAAUAUGCGGCAGCCACCCAGAGCAGAUGCUUCUUCCUAUGCUCCAGGAACUGAAAAUGUAGCAAAAACUAAUACAGCUAACAAAAGAUUAAGAAAAGAUGAGGAAGACUCUAGUAGUGAUAUUCCUGUUGCCAAGCGACCUAGAAAUAAUGUGACGAAUGGUUUCGAUGAUGACAGUAGAGACAGUUUUUCCAGUGUAAUUAGCAAUGACUGUACUUCUAAAAUUACUAGUGGAGGUAGUGAUAGUAGUAAAAUGAGACGAAUAGCUAAUUCGAAUGCCAUUUCAAAGAGAAAACUAAACAUUAAUGAAAUGCCUCUUCCUACAAAUACCCCAGACCUCCUUCUCCAGAAAAUGGCUGCCCUUCCAAUAACCACUAAAGCCUCCAAAGUGAAAACAACUUCUCAAAUUGUUGCAGAACUUGCUGAACGAAAAGGUGAUAGUAAAUUGGCAGAAAGAGCAACAAAAUUGGAAGAACAACAUGUGCGGGACUUACCUGGUCCUGGAGCAACACUUGGUAUGGGUAGAGCGACUGAUAAUGCAGUAGUCACACGUAAUAAAAUGGACCAUUUGCAGCGCUUCCUCAGUUCACAACCAGGCCCUGCAUUCGAUGACUUUGUUGGUGUUGGUGAUGAGGAUAGAGGCUCAAUAUCUUCAGAAACAGAAGCCAGAGGAUCCACAAGUGCCCCAGUCUCUCCACCACUUGGGCCUACAGAUCUCCCUUUACCUAUCAUGACACCAAGUAACCUUGAUCUUCUUGGUGUUAUGGCUCAUGAAACUGCUGAAGAGAUUUUAGCCCGCCUUCCUCCAAUUGACGCUUCUAGUAUUGUAUGGGAUGAUCCCGAAGAACAAAUUUAUGUACAGGAACAGAAAGCUGAAAAUUAUAGUGGCAAUGAACAAAGUGAAUCUGAGGAUGAAAUUGAAAAAUUAGUGCGAAAAUCUGAAAAAAUUUCUCCAGAGGCGAUAAAUACACUUCAUACAACUAAUCUAGAUUGUCAGAAUGGUAAUUUUGAUAUGGACGGCAAGUUCAGAGAGUGGCACGAAGUAACUGUCAGAAAAGGCUACCAGGAUGAUCCAUUGAUAGUGUUGCCUUAUGUGAUAACUGACUUUUGAAACACACAGUUUACAAUGAAAAGUGGUGGCUAAGAAAUGUUAAGAGGCUACCUAGUUAUUAAAAAAUGUGGUUGUCAUUAACUUCAUUUUCCCAUACCAUAGAACCCAUUAGUCUGUUCCUUGUUAGUCUGUGUUUUCUGUGUGAUAUUAUUUUUUUAUUUUUAUUUUUACUUUUUUUUGUGGGAGGGGGUGAAGAUUUCCAAAAGUGUUGCUAUUUACGUUAAAAUAUACUUGAAGAGAAUGGCAUAAGUUGAUAUUGCUGACCUUGCUUAUGUUGCCUCAAUUUUAAUUUGAAGACGACCUGAAAAAAAUACAAGAAUUCUUAGGAUUAAGUGUAUACAGUGCCUAAAAGAACCAAGUGAACCAAGCUUUUAGUGUCCUCUGGAAAUAUCAGUGACAUGCAACCAGUCAUAUUUUAACAACUGCUAUAAUUACACAUUUAUAAACUUGUAUGCAAGCUGAUUUUCUUCAGGUGACUAAUAUCAUGGUUCAGUAAUUUCUAUUCAUCUAUUAUGAAGUCAUUACAGUUGCCUUCAGUAACUUUUCCAUAUCCUAACUGAAAAUAGUAUACCAUAUAUGUUUGAUCAAGUCAGUGAAGUGUAAACAUUCAGGGCUUAAACCUGAAUCUAGCAUUGUGUGGAAUUGCCAAAUCCAAGGUAUAUGAUGUUGGAGUUCCACUUGUGAGGGUAGGAUAGUCAUGUGUGAACCUAAAGCCUUUGUGGGUCAGUGGAAGCUCGAACAUUAUCAGUUAUCUCUACCACAAAGUUAGUGAUCAAAGGUUAUCUUUCAAUGUCCUGAAGAAUUUUAUAGUCUGUUGCAAAUGUACAAGCCCCUGGCAUAAUUAAAAGCUGAUCCCAUUUUACAAACUGUGAUAUUAAUUGCAUUGUUAUUUUUAAUGUUAAUCUAAUGAACAUGCUAUGGUAUCCUUGAGUUUCACGUGAAACAUCUUGGAGCUUGUAAUUCAAACAUUGUUCAUUAGAAGUUAGGUGUUUGGGAAAUUUAAGAUGGCUUUAUUUUUUAUUUUUUUUUCAUGCUUACAAAUGGGGCAUUAAUACAUCAGAGGCAAGAAAUAUAUCACUUAUAAAUUUUUUUUUUUUUAAUAUUUGUGGGUAUUAAACUUGGCUUAGGGUUCACUCCUCACCCACAAGUGCUAUGGAACUACACCUGAGCAUUAAGAGUAUUGUGCUUAAAUCUUGAUAACCAGACCAGCAGUUUGUCCUAAUUUCUUGAUUUACUCAUUUCUGCGGACUAUACGGUUGCGAAUAGUAAAACACUAUUAUUCGGACAGGCAGUCGCAGAAAGUCCUUACUUGUCAACCUCUAUACAAAUUAUAUAUUCUUAGUUUCCAACUCUGGCUGGUUGUUGUAUGUCUGUGAUGGAUGCAUAUGUCUCGAUGGAAAAUCUGUUAUGCAGAAGUUGAAGAGGUUAACUAUGCUCAUGUAUAUUGUCUUUACAUGCCAAAGAAUCAAUUUACAUGAUCUGUACACAGGAACCUUUGUUUUACAAGAAUAUUCUUCUCCCGUGAAUCAAUAGUUGCAUUCCUAUGUUGUGAAUUGAAAAAAAUUCUUCUGUUUAAUUUCAUGUUUCUAUGCUUCCUCUAUUUGACCAGCUAUUGCCUUAGGUCAGUUUCUGGACAUUGCAAUUCAUAGAAUGGACUUGAAGUUACAAUCUUUCAUGGGUUUUGAAAGUGCAAGAGUUUUUUAAAGCUAGGAGACAUUGUUUCAUAUUGGAAUUUACAUUUUUCUGGUAUUUUUUAAUGCCAAGUUCACAUCUUUGUCUUAAGCAUUUUAAAAAUUGUGAAGCUUUGUCUAUAUAUACCUUCACACUUUUCCUUGUGAAUUUUAUGAAGGUAAAUAUAGUGUAAUUUUGUUGAAAGCCAACUGUUUGAUACACUACAAUUCUUCCCCAUCUCUGAAUUUUAAGAAAUAUUCCUAAGUUAUACUCCUGUGUGAUCUGAUACAAUGAGUAGAUAGCAAUGUAUAUAUGAGACAUUUAAUUAGAUGCAUAACAUGGCCUGUACUAUGCAAAUGAUAAGUAGACCAAACCACUCCUCUCCCUUGCAUCUAACAGGUCCAUUAUCCUUCCUCCAAUUUGUGUUCAGUCAUUACGGUAAGAAAAUCUGAAAAUUUGCGCAUUUGUUAUUGUCAUUAAGGAUGAAUUCUUAUAGGUUUUGAAAAAACAUUUUCACUGCUUUAUUGUUCCUGAUAGAAUAUUAAAGUACUGCCAUGGAUAUAUAAUUAUAGUACAGGAAAUUAUAAAUCAGUUUUAAUGCUUUCUUUAUUGCCAUAAUUUUUUUACUGCCAUUUGCAAAAUAUUGUCCCUUAUGCCUUUUUGGGAAAUGAAAAGUUUAUUUCAUAAAAUAAUCUUACAGAAGUUGCUAAACAUGAUCUUAUGUAACCAAAGCUUGGCUACAGAUAACUUGUUCAUUGUUAAUAUAUACUGCCCCUGUUUUGUUUGGGUAUCUUGUAAACCAGUGACUGAAAUAAGAAUGCAAAUGUCCAUUACCACUCCAUUAAAUAUUAUGAUGUUAUUUGAUGUUUUGUAAUUUAUAGUUUUGUUGAAAAGAAUACUAUGGAUUCAUUCCUAUGAGAAUACAAGAAAAGUCCAAUAAAUUGAUAAUACUGUAAA
Procambarus clarkii (red swamp crayfish) is the source of this 4485-nucleotide messenger RNA. RefSeq names its product mucin-5AC. Gene Ontology annotation, cellular component: core mediator complex; nucleus; mediator complex. Gene Ontology annotation, biological process: positive regulation of gene expression; regulation of transcription by RNA polymerase II. The record is from RefSeq and is a predicted model, not a curated record. NCBI's taxonomy places the organism in Eukaryota, Metazoa, Arthropoda, Malacostraca, Decapoda, Cambaridae. Gene Ontology annotation, molecular function: transcription coregulator activity.